GGCGCGGUCCUUGAGGCGGGGGAGGUGCGGGGCUGCUUCCUCCUCCCCCCUCCGCGGUGAGGGGCUGCUCUGGGCUGGGGGAGGGCUGCGGUGGGGGCUCGCUGGUGGCCGUGGGCUUUCCCCAGGCGGCCUGGGCUUGCUUUCUGUCAUGCUGGGCUCCCCCGGGGUGACCCCUGCGGCGCUGGCCUGAGGGAGGUUGUGCUCCCCCCUUGGCCGGGCCUGUGCCCGCCUUGGGUGCUGGGCUAGCUGGGGUGCUGUUGAAGGUGCGCUGGUGAGUGGAUUUUGUGGAUUUUGUUGCUGUCUCUAGGCUCCUGUGAUGCCGCGGUUAAGGUCAGGGAAAGUGGUAACUGCCAGCGAGGUGAAGUCAGCUGACGGGAUGGUCACCAGCCCAAGCUCUCUGGGUGCAGGGGUGGGACGUGAGCCAGGGAAAAAGUUGUUAGUCAAGCAUAGUCCUCACCUGGCACCAAAGAGAAAACCUGAGCAGCCCUUAUCCUCCUGUCUGCAACCUGCCAUGCUCCCCAGCAAUUCCUGUGAGCAGUUUGCUCUUCUUGUGCCCAUGCAGAAGGAGCAAGGUGAGAGUAGCCGGAGACUCCCAGGUAAAAAAACCAAGGGGAUACAGUGCAGGAGGGCUGCCAGAAGCAACAAGGCUGUAGCUCUGCCAAUUUCAGACACUGCUGUGUGUGAAGGUUGGCAGGCAGUGACCAUGGCUGCAGCAACCUGCCGAGAAGAGACUGUAAGGAGAGGGACAGGACAAGGUCAACAGCUAUUUUUCUCAGGAACUACUUUGCAAAAUAAACUCUCGGCAGGGAUUGAAAGGAAAGAACAUAGCUCAGAAGGACUGAACCUCUCAGGUUUCCAGGAGAGUUCAGGGAGCUCAGGAAAAAAAGGCAAAUAUUCCUUUAUGGAAAUAAAAUUACAAAUCCCAUCCUCAGAAGAGGAAAUUGAGAGCACAGAGAGACAUGGCAUUUCCUGUUUGCCAGAACCAGGGGUGCUGCAACCCAGAAAGGGCACAUGUAAUGAAAUGAAAAGGACUGACUCCAUAAUGAUGCUGAAGAUGCAAAUCCCAGGUCUUAAGAAGAAUUUGGGGAUUCAGGAAUCCUUGUCUGAACCAAAACCUCAGGAAGAGCUAGAUACACCAGAGAAGUUGGAUGGGUGUUCUUUAAUUGGAUCAAGAAAGCCAGGGACAGAGGAGAAAGGAAAGAGAUGCUUGAGCAAGAAAGGCGGUACAUCUUUGAUGAAAGCAAAACUACAAGGUCCCAAAGAGAGGGGUAGAUCUGCCUUGCUAGAACUGCAUACACAGUAUCCAGAGUCCAAGAAAGGAGCUGUGAUUCUGAGGAAGAGGGACAGAAACGCACUGAUGUCACAGCAGCUACAGGGCAUAAGUCUCCAAGAACAACCAACAGCCAGAGGAAAAAUGCACAAGGGUUGCAUGAAAGAAGAGCAGCAGAGCUCAAACCCUCAGAAAGGAGCAGACAGCCUGGGGGAAAGUGCAAAGGAAAAACGGAAAGCAAUUGAGCAGGACCCUGGUACACAGGCUGUGAAGAAGCUUAAGACAAAUCGAAACAGAUCAGAAGAUUCCAAGGAAAAGGAACCUCACUACUCUAAAUCUCUCAUGGUUGCUACUUCAGGUGGGACUCAAAGCAAGAGCUUUCUAUGCCAUCCUGUAACAAAGAAGUCUGGUGUGCAGUAUAAAAAAAGUAAACCCAGAAUUGAUCAAAUCAAGUACUUGCAAAGUUUUAGUGUGACUACAGCUGAAAAAAUGAGAAAUGUGUCUGCAAAAUGUGAUGCUGAACGUUGCAGAAAUGCCCUAAACCAUUGUAAUGGCUUGCUCUGUGCAACAGAAAAGAAUCCAUUUGUGAGAUUAGAGGCCUGUAGUUACAUCAAUACAUUUGUGAAGUCUUCAGCUAGUGGAACUGCCAGCAGUUAUAAAUUAAGUGGAUUCUUCCAUGUAGCCCAGGAUAAAAGAAAGCAUGUUUUUCCUCAUGGUACUGUAGAACAGAGUGAUAGGAAUUGCAGCACUAAUAGAAUGCAAAAUGAGAGAUUGCCCAUAAGAGGUGGUUUAUUGUUCAAUAAAGAAAAAAGUCAAAAUGGAGAAGGGUGUUUUUCAUGCUGUCAGAGUGAAAACAAUAAGUGUUUAAGGGGAAAAAAGUGGAAUAUUGGUAGAAAGCCUAGAAAAAAGAUGAAAAUCACUGAGAAAUCAGCAGUAGAGAAUAUUUUCGCAGACAUGGCUAAUGAAUGCAGCAAGUCUGAGUUACAAACAGAAGCGGCAGUUCCCAUGUCAAGUUCCUUUGCAGAAUUAGGACUAAAUCAUAAAGAAAUUACUCUGUCAGCUUCAUGUGAUCACACAUCAAAUCUUCAUAUAGGAAAAAAUAGUCAUGAAGCACAAACUAUAUCAGUCUGGAGAAAGAAUAGUACCAAAUUACUUGCAUUUGAAGAUGGCUUUAAGAAGACAUCUGAGCUCUCUGUAAUAGCAAAAGGAGAAAAUUCAGACAGCGUGGCACAUCAUUCUGCUGCCUCAGGUAGCCUGAGAGUGCUAGCUGAGGUCCAUGACGUUUCUAAUUGUCACAGAAGCAAGACAGAUGAAAAAUUGAAGAAAGUUCAUAAAAAAAUGCAGCAGUUUACCUGUCAAAGAGCAGUACCCAUGACUGGUAAAAAUGUUUGGCCUUUCAAAUCUUGUGCCAGGACUUCUGAAAGGGUUCGUAAAAAUCAUGGGUCCAUCUCAGAAGAAAAAGGACUUUUAAGGGCUGCUGUCAAGGAAUCCUCUGAUAAAAGCAGUGUUAAAGCUGUAGCAGACAGUGCCGUGACUGGGAAUUUGAGACAGUUGGAUUUGCAUACAUCAUCAGUAGAAGUUAACAAAGAAUCUACACAUAAAAUAAUAGAUCCAAAUACUGAAUGUCUGACUUCACUUGAAACACCAGAAUCCUCUUCCAUGGAUAUUUAUGAGACACCAAGAAAGAGCAAUGAAAAUGCGGAAUUACCACUUAAUAUGGAUAGAGCUGUGGCGCUUAACCAUGAUGAUGUGCAAGAAGUUAAAGCAACCUUGAAUUUUACAACAAAACAAAAAGAUAAAGGAGCUGUAAUGAAAAGAAACCUGUCUGUGACAGUCCAGAAUGGUACAUCUACAAGUAACAGAAACAGAAUAAACUUCAGCCGUGAAGCAUCAGUAGUGAACCAGACAUUUUCUGAUUUAAAGCUAAUGAAAGUAUUAAACACUGGAAACCUGACAAAAUUCAAAAUUCCUUUAUGCAGAAACAAACCUGGAUCCAGGAAAUUGGAAUCUGUCCGUUCAUUUGAAAGAAAAUCCUGUAGUCCACUAGAGCUUCUUGACAGCACUAGUGUUUCAAGAAGGCAGAAAACAGGCGAAGAGACUUUUUUGGUAAAUUCCGAGCAGCAGCCUCUUCCUGUUGCGAGUGAUGCUAUGUCUACAGCUUCCAUGAGGAAAAAAGCAGAUGAGAUCAACAGUAAGGACUUUCAGCAUGAUAGCUCUGAAAACGUUUCAGAUGAGAUGUCUGCGCUCCCUGAACAUUUUUCUUUAUAUCCACAUCCUUUUCUUGAUGGACAACUAGAGUCAUCUGUGCCUGAUUUCCAUGGUACUGAAUGUGUACUAAAAUCUCAUUUUCCUGAUGAUUCUUGGAAUGCAGUUGGCCACCCUGUUGCAUUAGAAAUAAAUGAUGAUAGCAAAUCAAGAGGGAAUCUUUCACAACACAAAAGUCAAAAUUUUCCGGAUAUUCUUGAAGCUUACAAAGAAGAUGUUCUUGUCAUUGAUGUGAUUCAGGAUGACCCUGACCUUUUUGGAACCAAUAACAAAGAGGAGCUCGCACCUGCAGACUGUGAAAAUUGUCCUGUGAAAGCAUCCGGUACUAGCACCUGCAUUAAAGAUGAAAAGCAGGAUCUUAAGCCUGAGUAUCCUGUUGCCUCAGAAAAUGGAGAUUCAGUAGAGGAUAAUUUUAGACACAUUACCAUACAAGAAUCUGGAAUGUCAAAUGAUACUGAAAAUUCCUGUGAUUGGGUGCUGAAAGCUAAAGAUAUUAAAGCCCACAACUCCUCCAGAGGAAGCAGUCCUUUGGGAGGUGUUACUGAAGACUUUCUUGAAGAUGGGCAACUGAGAGAACUAGAUGAACUUUUAAAGAGUUUUGACGUGGAUGAAAAGUCCAGGUUUGCAGAUGAAGUCCCUGAUGUUAAACAAGAAAAAAAGGGUGAAGCUGAAAAAAGUGACUGUAUAUACAAAGAUCUUGUGAACUGUGAAUUGCUAUCAGGAUUGCCAUUGCAUGCCCCGAAAGUAAAUGCCCUCAGUGAAGCUACAGUGAUGAAACCCCGGACAAAUGAUUACAGAUUUUCAGGAAAAAGUCCUUUACUUCCUUUGCAGAAUUCUGGAGGUUUUGAGCCAUGGAAGAUGGAAAAAAAUGCAAUUGCUUCUUAUUCAGUCCAGCGGAUCCUCGAGAUGAUUGAGUUGCCCCGUAAAUAUUGCAGAUUUUAUUUCACGACUUUGCGUGGGUGUGAAAGAGCAAAAUGUUGGUUUUGGCAUGUUCCUGAACAAGGGGAUGAAAAGAUUUGCAUGGCAAUACUUAGGGCAUACAUUAGUAUCAAAGAAUCAGGCCUUCUAAAACGUGCAGUCCAAAUAUUUGUGAAAUAUUACAGAGAAGUUACUCCUGGUGUGGAUUUUGUUUCUCAAGUGCUGAAUGAUCUUCUCAUUUCUUUGCUCAAGAACUGUUUAUUGCAGGAAGUAUUUCAGAUAUUGAAUGUAACUGCACGAAUCAAUACACUGCCAGCUGUAGAUGUUCUUCUGAAAGUUUUUGAGCAUGUGGCUGCUUUGAAUAUAAGAGAUGCUGUGCCUACAUUAAUCAGUACCUUUUGUAAGCUCAUUGAUGCAGGUAUGUUCCUUGAGUUUGAACAUUUUGACUAUAUUAUUAAGUUCCUUCACCAAUUGCAAGUUUCCAGUCAGGAAAUAAAUACUGUUUUGAACAUAAAAUCCAGGUUUCAGGAAAGACAUUUUGAAAAGAACUGGCUUUUUGACUUUAACUUGGCAGUGGCUGAAAUUCAGCAUUGCAAGGAAAAAAGUGAUUGGACCAAACUGGGAUCUUUGUAUGUUAAUGCGAGAACUGGAUGUGAACAUUUUGAUGAUCUUCAGAAAUUGUCUUUAUGUAUUGUUGAAAUACUAACCAGAGAUUCAGAGACAGACAGACCAGGGGUUCCUUUCUGUGAUUUUGCUGAUGCAGUAAUAAAAAAUUCACAACAUAAUGAAGCAGACAGAAUUUUCAUUGGAAGGAGUGGGAUAAGCGUAAUGUAUUCUUACCACAAAGCACUGCAGUGGAUAAAGGGAAGGAAGGUUUUGGAUAAAUUGCAUGAGUUACAGAUACAUUUUACAGUCUUGAAAGGACUUACAGGUGCAGAGAGGUUAGCAUCAAGAUGUCAAAUUGUUAAUAAAGCUGCAGAAAUUUUUCUUAAAACUGGAAGUUUGAAUGGAGCGACAUGGGUAUUAAGAGAGUCAGAGUGGACCACAAAUGCACCAUCGUGGCCCUGUGAUAAAAUGGACAUCCUCAGUCGACAUAAUCUAUUAUCCACACUAGUGCACAACUACUUGAGGAAGAGUUUAUACAGGCAGGCAUUUGAAGUUCUGCAGAACUUGCCAGGUUUUCAAAAUCAUUCUGAUACUGUAGAUGUUUCUCACUACAGCUGCCUUUUUAACAAGCUGAUAAAUGCCUGUUUUGAGAGCAAGAACCUUGGGGUCUCAUCUUGUGCAGUAGACUUCAUGCUUUCAAAAAACAUAGCUAUUGAUUUUUUUUUACUCAGAGGAUUAAUCACAGCUUUGGGAAGAAGUUCUUUGUGGUCUAAAGCUAGGAGCUAUUACAAAAGUGCUUUAUCAUUGGGUUGCUACCCACCACUGCAAGGAAAUUUGUAUCACAAACUUUUGACAAUUCCGUCUUACUUGUCUGAGGUUGAGAUGCUGUUGGCCAUUGAAAUGUUCCUUGUUUCAAAUGCCAGUGAUAUUCAAAGUCCAAUGGCUACUAGUCAGACUCUUCAAAUAAUACUGAAAAGAUGUGAAGAUCAGACAGUUCAGAAUAACAGUGUGUAUCAAGCAGCAGUGGAGAGACUGAUCCUGGCUGCUCGUUUAUCUGAUCCAAAGCUUUUUCUUAAGCAUAUGACGAUGAAUGUCAAUAUGGAAGAAGUUUACAGCCUGGAGCUUACAUCUGCUCUAAAAUGGCUUCAGGAGAAUAUGAAAUGGGCUGGGAAGGUCUGGCUGUUUCAGCAGUCAAUUGUAAAGACUUUUGGUUUUUAAUGGUUAAAGCGAUUAUUGUUGAAAAUAAUACAAAUUAAUAAAGGCAGUUCCCACUGUGUUCAGACUGUGCCUUACUGAUAACUUGAGACUUCAAACUCAAGGGUUUUUUUUCAAUACUUACAUUGAUGAUAAUGCAGAUAGUAGCACAGAAAGAGUCAUUUUUUUCCCUAACUAUGUAGAUUGUCACACUGACUUACAUAGAUGUUUUGUAAUGGCAUCAUUAGAUAAUGAGGAAGCUGCAGCCUCAGAACCUACAUUCUCCUUUUUUACAGAGAAUCUAGCACUGUUACUCUUCUCCCAGCAGGUGAUAUAAGUGCAUUGACUGAGUGUACCUACUGUUCUUGAAUGAGACAUUUUCCACAUUGCUUCAUAGUCUGUAGAAUUAAUAUGUUUCCUUUUGUCUUCCUCACAAUAUCUUGUGAGGGUAUUGUCUCAUCUGUGUGCCCCUUAGAUCUUAAUUUCCUUACUCCAAAAACCCAGUAAAAAGCACGGAGAAUAAAGUAACUUCAAAAUCACUUGAGACGUGCCUGACUUAGGAUACCUUCCUUUACAGAACUGAGAGGGUCUACACAAGUUGCUCACAGCUGAAGGUUUAGUUGUGUCUUGAUAGUAACUUGUAUAUGACUUCAUAUUUGUAUAUAUGCAUACUCCCACUGAAAAGGAGAACUUGCUUUUGCCCUUGAUUGUGCUCUUGGAGGGAAGUGGUUUUGCCCCAUUUUUUAGUUUCUGCCAACUGCAUGAUGAGCUGGAGGCUUCUAGCAAGCUGGUUCUAGCAUUCCUGGUUCUUCAGGAAUUCUUUUUCCCACCUGCAAAUCCUGAAUCAGAUUUGGAGUAUGAAUUGCUUAAGUCACACUUCAUCUACUGAUCUGCAGCCUGAGUAAGAAGAACCAAACAUUACAUAUCAGGAAACUCUCAUGGCAAAUCAGUGAGACCUCUUGUUAAAGCUGAUACUUGCCUGAGCUCCCCACUUCUGUAGUGUUAGUUUAGAUCUCCAGUACCAUCACAAACAUGCCAAUAAUACAGCUCUUUUGCCCUGUUGUGCAUCUGCUUCAGAGCUUUUUGUGCUAAAAAUUCCUGCUCUCUUGGGUAUAGUAGUUUAUGGGUUUUUUAAGGCUGUUCCAUCAUAAGGGAGAUCAAGAUGGUGGCAUUAGCCCUCAAUGUUUGAAAAAUCUUUCCCUCCUUUCGGGCAGCAUGAGUCUCUUCCCAGUUCCAGCAGCAUUAUUGCAGGUGUCCUUUGUGCCUCUGAAUCAUGAAAGCCAUCAUGAUCUUAGCGCUGGAUGGUUGUGGAGGGUUUUGGAGGGGUGUUGGUGUUUUUUUUGUUUGGGGGGGUUGCCACUCCAGUCUUGAGGUUCAUGCCAUUAAUCUGAUGUCAUUAAUCUGAUCAACAGUUGUUACAUUCCUGACCCUCUUCAGGGUCAGAUUCUGACCCUUUUCAAUACCAUGGUUCAUCCAGUCUGUCUGGGAGUUGCUACUGGAAGAGAGAGGAUAGAAUCUGAUGACCACCACGAUCACCGCCUUCCUACUGUACCACCUGUGCAGAAAAAUGCAAGGAUACAGGCUCUUGUGUUUUCACAGGGUAUCAUUCUUCUGUAGGGAUCUCAUCUGCUUUCCUUCUAAAAAAUGGUAGAUUCAGUACUAACAAUCAGAUGGCAUUUCUUUAAAAGCCCUUUACCUCAAAAUUUCUCUUAAAGAACAGUUGGGACUAAUUCAAACAGACUUUGGGUUCCACCACUGGUAUUCACCGAGAUGGCUCUGCCAUUUGUAUGGCUAUCCGCCUGGUCAAACCCAGUAGCUGAAAGCCUGGAUAAGAAGUGAUCAGCUUUCAAAUGAGGGAUCUAAACUGAUAUUCUUCCAGCCACUCCAGCAUUAGUGGCAAGAGCAAUUUUGGAAGGUUUCAACAAACUAAAACUGGCAGUGAGAAACUAAGUCAUUUUUGCUAAUUACUUCUUGUAAGUUCCUUUGUAGCUUAAUCUCCCUUGGAAUUAGACAGAGGCUAUCUGAACCUCAGCUAAAUCCCACAUUUCUGUAAGCGGUACCAGAUGUGGCUAAUACUGUGUUUGAGAGACACAGAAGGACAAAAUUCUCUUAGUAAUCUGUAUGGCUUCAAAGCUUGGGAUGUUCUAGAGACAGCAUCAUUUUUUCCAUUAUAAGCAACCUUGAAUUUUCACUUAGAUCAUCCCCAGAAAAAAAUCCAAAAUGUUGCUUUAUUUUGCAGACAGAGGUUAAUCAUUGACCUUCUAGCUUAACUUGGAACUGUGUAAAAUUUGUGCAAUAUUUUGGCUCCAUCUCCUGAGUAUCAUCUUCAGCUGAUAGGAUGCAGUCUCACUCAUGGUUUAUAUUAACGAGCAAAGCAAACUCCCCACAUCAUUGCUCAGAAGUUUUGUUACAACUGGUGCAUCUGGUGUUUUGUCAAUACAGUGUUUCUCCCUAUCACCAUGAUAAACCAAGUAGGCAAUUUAAACAACUUGACUGUUAAGUCCUGUAUUACACAUUUUUGUACUGUCUGGGUCCACUUGAAAUACCACACAAAUCUGGUCAUUUUGAUGUGUAUCAAAAUGCCAAAAAGGUUUCUCAAGCAACAUUCUGAGUACCGUUUUGGUGACAGAAAUUCCAUGUGCUGAACAGGACAAAACUCCAAUGUGAAAUGGAAAUGAGCCUGGAAAAAUGAAAAAAUGUUCCAAAGGAUAAAGUUAAGUACAAAAGAGACAAUGCAGUUUUGCAGAGCCAGCCACUCAGUGGACAAUAUCCAUAUUUUUGCUUUUCCCCAGGUGUUACUGUUUCUUAGUAGCUGAAAGAACUUCUGUGUUUGAGAUUAAGCAACUCAUUUGAUAUAUUUAAUUUUUCAUAUAGGAAAUAAAAUGUAUGUUUACCUGUUUGCAGAGAGAGGCAGAAAAAUGUGCAAAAAAACUUUCCUGUGCUGCGCCGAGUAGCUAGGUCUAGACAAUGCUGUGUUCCUUCAGUAUGUUGUUAGAUGCAUGAGGAAUUCCCUUUGUGAAAAUCUUUCUGCAGUUUUCACUGAUUACAAGGUAUGCUCUUGGAAAAUUACUUUUGUUAGGUAUGGACAGCCUCUUGUAACUAAAACAGAAUAAUGUUGUUUGGAAGACGUAGCACAAUUCUAUUUCAAAGCAUUGAAAGUUUUGAGAGUUCCUUAACCCACAUCGGGAACGGAAGUGAGAAGCUGGAAAUAGAAGCUUGAUAGUUUUACAAUGUUUUACAAAGAGCAAUUGGGGGGAUC
Messenger RNA from Harpia harpyja (harpy eagle), 9512 nucleotides. It is a transcript of the gene TOPAZ1, whose product is annotated as testis and ovary specific TOPAZ 1. The coding region runs from base 317 to 6277 and encodes 1986 amino acids. Gene Ontology annotation, biological process: spermatocyte division; spermatid development. NCBI's taxonomy places the organism in Eukaryota, Metazoa, Chordata, Aves, Accipitriformes, Accipitridae. The transcript has 20 exons. Gene Ontology annotation, molecular function: protein binding. The record is from RefSeq and is a predicted model, not a curated record.